AGACCCUGUCUAGUAACCAUUUAUUCUACAAUUUAUUCAUAUUCAACCGAAAUACUCUCAAGGAUCACUUGGCUUUUGUGAAGAAACUGUCCUUGUGCAGUUUUUUUUUUUUACUGAGAGGAUUUUAGAGGCAUCCUGCCACAUCUUCAGAGGCAUGAAACAGCCCACUGCCAAAACUGAGAUGCUCCAUUUCAACAUCUCCCCCAAAGAAAACAGCAUCAGCACCAACAGCUAUGAGUACCCCUACUGGGACUGUCCCAAGGUCACACUGAAUGGCCAAUACUCUGACAUGGAGGCAGAGAGUCAAAACUUCCUCCCUGAACACAACCUGGGCAAGAAGAAGUAUGAGACCGAAUAUCACCAGGGCAAUGCUUCCUUUGGGAUGUCCGUCUUCAACCUGGGCAAUGCCAUCAUGGGCAGUGGCAUCCUGGGUCUGUCCUACGCUAUGGCCAACACUGGCAUCGCCCUGUUUGUGAUUCUCCUCUUGGCUGUCGCCAUUUUAUCCUUAUAUUCUGUCCACUUGCUGCUGAAGACGGCCAAUGAAGGAGGUGCACUGGUGUACGAGCAGCUGGGUUACAAAGCCUUCGGGAUGCCGGGGAAACUGGCCGCUUCCUGCUCCAUCACCAUGCAGAAUAUCGGAGCCAUGUCAAGCUACCUCUACAUCGUCAAAUACGAGCUGCCGAUCGUCAUUCAAUCCUUUGUGGGUUCCAAUGAGGAAUGGUACACUAACGGUAACUACCUGGUGCUGCUGGUGACACUCGUCAUAAUCCUGCCUCUGUCACUGCUCAGGAACUUUGGUUACCUCGGUUACACCAGUGGUCUGUCACUGCUCUGCACGGUGUUCUUUUUAACUGUGGUGAUCAUCAAGAAGUUCCAGAUCCCAUGCCCUCUGCCAAAGGACAUGUCCCACCUGAACACCAUCACUGUGGACUACAGCGAGGACGCAUGCACACCAAAAUACUUUGUCUGGAACUCUCAGACUGUCUACGCUGUUCCUAUCCUGACCUUCGCCUUCGUGUGCCACCCUGCCAUCCUGCCCAUGUACGAGGAGCUCAAAGACCGUUCCCGCAGAAAGAUGCAGGGCGUUGCCAAUGUGUCCUUCCUGGCCAUGUUCAUCAUGUACCUGCUGGCCGCCCUCUUCGGAUAUCUGACCUUCAACUUGAACGUGGAGUCUGAGCUGCUGCACACCUACUCCAAGAUCUACAAGGAUGAUGUGUUGCUGCUGAUCGUCCGCCUGGCUGUGCUGGCCGCCGUCACUCUCACCGUCCCCGUGGUGCUUUUCCCUAUUCGUACCUCUGUAAACCAGCUCCUGUGCACCUCUAAGGAAUUCAGCUGGAUCCGCCACACCAUCAUCACUGUGGCCCUGCUGGCCAGCACCAACGCCCUGGUCAUCUUUGUCCCCAGCAUCAGGGACAUUUUUGCCGUCAUCGGCGCUUCUUCUGCCAUGCUCAUCUUCAUCCUGCCCUCAGCUUUCUACAUCAAACUGGUCAAGAAGGAGUCCAUGAUGUCUGUGCAGAAGAUCGGGGCCACUGCCUUCCUGCUGUUGGGCUUCGUGGUCAUGAUCGGCAGCAUGACCCUCAUCAUCCUGGACUGGGUCCACAAUGCCUCAGCCAGCUCGGACUCAGCCGACGGACACUAAAGCUCCACCUCCUGCUGGGCCUGUCGAGGAGAGGGAGGCUCUCAGCGCAAGACUGCUACAGCCGCGCAACCAACAAAGAUCAGAAACCUAUUGUAAAAUGAAAAACACAAGAACUCACUUGAUGCUCGCCUUUGACUUCCUGAGCGACGAACCAUGCCAUUCCAAGAGAAUGUAUCCGAACUUUGUACAGUACGCUGUUAUAGGCCACAGAGAUGGUGUUUUCCUUGUUUUUCCUCUUUUUAUCCUAACCUUUUUUCUUUGUUGUAUUUUGAGUGUUGUUACAUACAGUUGGGAAGUAUUCUGCUUUUAAAAUGUUUUACAAUGAAGAACUUGCUUUUCGGUUGGGUGAUAACGAAGCUAACACCACCGCCAGAGUGAGGCUGAAAGGUGGCAUCAAGGAGGCGAAGCGGAGACAUCAGAAGAGACUGGAGAGAGACCGCAACACCAAAGAUAUGUGGCAGGCCAUC
Messenger RNA from Micropterus salmoides (largemouth bass), 2106 nucleotides. RefSeq names its product sodium-coupled neutral amino acid transporter 2-like. The transcript has 16 exons. Gene Ontology annotation, biological process: amino acid transmembrane transport; L-glutamine transport. Lineage: Eukaryota; Metazoa; Chordata; Actinopteri; Centrarchiformes; Centrarchidae. The coding region runs from base 155 to 1639 and encodes 494 amino acids. Gene Ontology annotation, molecular function: L-glutamine transmembrane transporter activity. The record is from RefSeq and is a predicted model, not a curated record.